UGCGCGCCUCGCCUCGUCAACUGAUGGAAAACCUGUUAGUAAAAUAAGACAUUUUUGUUUAAACUAAAACGUCACGGGUUUGAUAAUUUCGAAUGCAAAUUAUUUGCAGAUUAAUAAACUAGGUCGUAGGGCUCGCCGCGACGACCCGUCGCAAUUACGGCAAAUUGCGGUAGGAUUCGUUACUAUUCGGGACCAUGUAUUUAUUAACACUAUUAUUUAUACUUUGCCACGAGAGUUUUUAAAAUGUUAAUGUAAUUGUUUGUUCCCGACUUAACAUCACUAAAGAUAUAAACCUCCCGCCGAAAUCUUAACAGGAUUUAAAAAAAAAAAUUAAAUAAUGUGCAAACCGUAGUGACGACUAAAAUACACAAUAUUUGUCACGAAAAUAAAUUCAACCAGAAAAACGCCCUUAAAAAACGAGCAUUGAAUAUGCUUUAAAUAUCAUCGAAGCUUAUCCUCCAUAACCACUUUGUUGCACAUAUAUUAAUCAAUCAUGAUGCUAACGACGGAACACAUCAUGCAUGGCCACCAUCCGCAUUCGUCCGUCGGUCAGAGUUCACUCUUCGGGUGUUCGACGGCGGGUCACAGUGGUAUUAAUCAACUGGGCGGCGUUUAUGUCAACGGGCGACCGUUGCCCGAUUCAACGCGCCAAAAAAUUGUGGAGUUGGCCCAUUCGGGUGCCCGUCCAUGUGAUAUUUCACGGAUUUUACAAGUUUCCAAUGGAUGUGUUAGCAAAAUUCUUGGCAGAUACUAUGAAACUGGAUCAAUUAAGCCACGAGCAAUAGGUGGGUCAAAGCCACGCGUAGCCACAACUCCUGUUGUACAAAAAAUUGCUGACUAUAAACGGGAGUGUCCAAGCAUAUUUGCGUGGGAAAUCCGGGAUCGUCUACUAUCGGAACAAGUUUGCAAUAGUGAUAAUAUACCAAGUGUUUCAUCUAUAAAUCGAGUCUUGCGGAAUUUAGCCUCUCAAAAGGAGCAGCAGGCGCAGCAACAAAAUGAAUCAGUUUAUGAGAAGCUACGAAUGUUUAAUGGCCAGACCGGUGGAUGGGCCUGGUAUCCAAGUAAUACAACGACGGCACAUUUGGCUUUACCACCAGCGACAUCAUCAGUUUCAGUAUCAACGUCCACAAAUAUAUCUGGACAAAUUAAUCGAGACGAUGUCCAAAAAAGAGACUUACAAUAUUCUGCGGACGUAUCUCAUCCAAACUCGCAUGAUAGUACGUCCGACGGCAAUUCUGACCACAAUUCUUCGGGAGAUGAAGACUCGCAAAUGCGACUCAGACUAAAAAGGAAAUUGCAACGAAAUCGAACAUCGUUUUCGAAUGAACAAAUCGAUAGUCUGGAAAAAGAGUUUGAACGAACUCACUAUCCGGAUGUUUUUGCCAGAGAAAGGCUUGCAGAUAAAAUUGGUUUGCCAGAGGCACGUAUUCAGGUUUGGUUCUCCAACCGACGGGCUAAAUGGCGUCGUGAGGAAAAAAUGCGAACCCAAAGAAGGUCGACGGAUAAUCCUGGAAGUGGUAGAGCCAGUACAGGACAAAACAAUAAUUCUUCUGGAACGGGAACAUCGGUAUCUACCACAGUGGCAACGUCAAAUAAUUCUCCAUCCGGUAUUGUUAGCUUAGCCGUCAACAGUUCGGAGCGUUCAUCAUCGUCUGCAAUAAUUAGCAAUAACCUUUCCGAGACUACAACAAGUUCUUGGGGUGACGCUAAUACGCAUACGACAUCUGAAAGCCCACCACUUCAGGCGGUAACACCACGGAUACCUUUGAAUUCUGGAUUUAAUGCCAUGUACUCAUCUAUUCCGCAACCUAUAGCAACAAUGGCAGAAAAUUACAAUUCAUCAUUAAGCUCGAUGACGCCAACCUGUUUGCAACAACGAGAUGCCUAUCCCUAUAUGUUUCACGAUCCCUUAUCCCUCGGAUCCCCAUAUGCUCCUGCCCACCACCGAAAUACCAGUUGUAAUCCUGCCGCGGCGCAUCAACAGCCACCGCAGCAUGGGGUUUAUGGCAACAGCUCUGCAAUGCCAUCAUCAAAUACAGGUGUCAUUUCUGCCGGCGUUUCAGUCCCCGUACAAAUUUCAACGCAAAAUGUGUCUGAUUUAACGGGAAGUAAUUACUGGCCGCGUCUUCAGUGAUCGUCAAU
This is a messenger RNA of Drosophila serrata, 2142 nucleotides long. RefSeq names its product paired box 6 protein twin of eyeless (gene toy). The record is from RefSeq and is a predicted model, not a curated record. Gene Ontology annotation, biological process: anatomical structure development; regulation of transcription by RNA polymerase II. Lineage: Eukaryota; Metazoa; Arthropoda; Insecta; Diptera; Drosophilidae. Gene Ontology annotation, molecular function: RNA polymerase II cis-regulatory region sequence-specific DNA binding; DNA-binding transcription factor activity, RNA polymerase II-specific.